AUCCAAACUUUGUCACUUCACAACUUUAAAAAUUGGGCGUUUGAAAACUUGACAAAUUGACAAUCUACGAACUAACAACUCGACACCCUGUUAAUUGGACUUCGAACUACCGUCAAUACAACAAUGGCAUUACGCACCUUUGUACCUGGAUCCGAGGAGGACAAACAGAUAGCAGGGAUAGUAAUCGACCUAGAGGAUCCAAUCGAUGAUUUCGCUCAGGCAACAGAUACAGCAUCGUUGGCUAAUAGACCGCAACGGCAAUCACGGUGGUGGAAGCGAGUCAAGCGACUUCCUUCUGCCCUUAGUCCUCUGACCGUACAAAACAAACAACACUUUCAGGAAGGAGAAACUAGCAUAAGGUUAGAGAACAAGGCUGAUAGCCCCCAGUUGUGGUGUUUGGAACCCCAAACGGCUUCAAAGAGGGAUAGGGAGAGCCUGGAGAGGUGGGAGAGGGAGAGGGAGAGGGAGAAGGAGAGGGAGAGGGAGAAGUGGGAGAGGGAGAGGUGGGAGAGGGAGAAAGAGAGGGGGGGAGGGACAGGGAGAGGAGGUCAUGGACAGUGAUGGACCUGAUGGUGUAAGAUAUAUCCUUGACAUGAGCAUUCGGAACUUCGCUUGCUUUAUUCUACACCAAACUUGUUAUUUCUUCCUGAAGAAAGCCGCCGAUGAGCUCGC
This is a messenger RNA of Amorphotheca resinae ATCC 22711, 672 nucleotides long. RefSeq lists its product as hypothetical. Lineage: Eukaryota; Fungi; Ascomycota; Leotiomycetes; Helotiales; Amorphothecaceae. The transcript is spliced from 3 exons. The record is from RefSeq and is a predicted model, not a curated record. Bases 124 to 561 code for a protein of 145 amino acids.